Astrephomene gubernaculifera is the source of this 313-nucleotide messenger RNA. NCBI's taxonomy places the organism in Eukaryota, Viridiplantae, Chlorophyta, Chlorophyceae, Chlamydomonadales, Astrephomenaceae. The record is from the annotation of a GenBank genome assembly.
CAGCGUGUUCGUGCACUUCCCGCGCGCUAGUCCGCUGGAGGCGGUUCGGCUGGGGAAGCAGGCCGCCGCCCUGGUCACUGCCUCCCUGCCACCCCCCAUGGAGCUCCGUUUCGAGCGAGUGAUGGCGCCCUUCCUGCUGCUGCAAGUCAACAGGUACGCGGGCAGGGCGCUGGAGGGGGAGCGCGAGGCGGCCGACCCGCCGACCCACGGGUCACUGCUGGUCAAGGGUGUACGCAGCAUGUGGCGACAGUCGGCGCCGCUGGUCAGCGAUGUACUGCAGGGUUGUCUGCAGCGCAUUCUGAUGCACGAUGAC